Ochotona princeps (American pika) is the source of this 2687-nucleotide messenger RNA. It is a transcript of the gene MOGS, whose product is annotated as mannosyl-oligosaccharide glucosidase. Gene Ontology annotation, molecular function: Glc3Man9GlcNAc2 oligosaccharide glucosidase activity. Gene Ontology annotation, biological process: oligosaccharide metabolic process; protein N-linked glycosylation. The coding region runs from base 129 to 2639 and encodes 836 amino acids. The transcript is spliced from 4 exons. Lineage: Eukaryota; Metazoa; Chordata; Mammalia; Lagomorpha; Ochotonidae. Gene Ontology annotation, cellular component: endoplasmic reticulum membrane. The record is from RefSeq and is a predicted model, not a curated record.
GGCGAACGUAGAGCCGGGCGCGCGGACCGGCAGGUGCGGCUGCAGGGACCGUGGUCCCCGGGUUCGCGGCUCGGGCCGGAGGGGCGAGGCAAGGCCUGGGCUCCAGGGACGCCGGCCUCUGUGGUAGGAUGGCUCGGGGCGAGCGGCGGCGCCGCGCCGCGCCGGCGGAGGGGAAGCGCCCCGCCGAGAGGGCGACCCGGGGUAUCCCCGAACGGCGGGGCGGCGGGGCCCCUGGCACCCCAGGGCGAGCGGCCUUGGCCAUCGUUGUCCUGCUCUUGGCCCUGGGACUGUCGGGGCGCUGGAUGCUGGCUUGGUACCGCAUGCGACGGGCGGUCACGCUGCACUCCGCACCCCCAGCGCUGCCCCCUGACUCCUCCAGCCCCGCUGUAGCCCCGGACCUCUUCUGGGGCACCUACCGCCCACAGGUCUACUUCGGCAUGAAGACUCGCAGUUCGCAACCGCUGCUCACCGGACUGAUGUGGGCGCAGCAGGGCGCCACCCCAGGGACCCCUAAGCUCAGGCACACGUGUGAGCAGGGGGACGGCGUGGGUCCCUAUGGCUGGGAGUUCCACGACGGCCUCUCCUUCGGUCGGCAGCACAUCCAGGAUGGGGCUUUAAGGCUCACCACUGAGUUCGUCAAGAGGCCCGGGGGUCAGCACGGAGGGGACUGGAGCUGGAGAGUGACUGUAGAGCCUCAGGCCUCGGGCACCUCUGCCCUCCCUUUGGUUUCCCUGUUCUUCUAUGUGGUGACAGAUGGCAAGGAAGUCCUUGUCCCAGAGGCCGGGGCCAAGGGCACGUUGAAGUUCAUCAGUGGGCACACCAGUGAACUUGGCGACUUUCGCUUUACACUUCUGCCACCAACCAGUCCAGGGGACAGCACCCCCAAGUAUGGCAGCUACAAUGUCUUCUGGUCCUCCAACCCAGGACUGCCCCUGCUGACGGAACUGGUGAAGAGUCGCCUGAACGGCUGGUUUCAGCAUCGGCCCCCGGGGGGCCCGCCUGAACGCUACCUGGGCUUGCCGGGUACUCUGAAGUGGGAAGAUAGAGGCCCAAGGGGGCAAGGACAGGGACAGGGUCAGUUCUUGAUUCAGCAGGUGACGCUACAAGUCCCCUUUUCUGUGGAGUUGGUGUUUGAGUCAGGCAGUGCCCGGGCAGCAGGGAUGCCAGCUCCAGAGAGGCUGGCAGGCAACUUGCUGACCCAGGCCCUGGAGGGCCAUGCGGAAGCCUUCAGCAAGCGCUUUGAAAAGACUUUCCGACUCAAGGAGAAGGGCUUGAGCACUAGUGAACAGGCUCUGGGCCAGGCUGCCCUCAGUGGCCUCCUGGGGGGAAUCGGCUACUUCUACGGGCAGGGCCUGGUGCUGCCUGACCUGGGGUCAGAAGGCUCUGAGCCGCAGGUGGAUCCUGCCCUCUUCCCUCCUGUUCCCCUGUUCACAGCAGUGCCCUCCCGGUCUUUCUUCCCCCGGGGCUUCCUCUGGGAUGAGGGCUUUCAUCAGCUGGUGGUCCAGCGCUGGGAUCCCCGCCUUACUCGGGAAGCUCUGGGCCAUUGGCUGGGGCUGCUCAAUGCCGAUGGCUGGAUCGGUCGGGAGCAGAUCCUCGGGGAGGAGGCCCGAGCCCGAGUGCCCCCAGAGUUCCUGGUGCAGAGGGCAGCCCAUGCCAACCCCCCAACUCUGCUCUUGCCUGUCGCCCACAUGCUCUCCAGUGGCGACCCAGCUGAUCUGGCCUUCCUUCAGAGUGCCUUUCCCCGCUUGUGGGCCUGGUUCUCCUGGUUGCGGCAGAGCCAGGCUGGACCAGUGCCACUCUCAUACCGCUGGCGGGGCAGGGACUCAGCCCUGCCCACCCUGCUAAACCCCAAGACACUGCCCUCGGGGCUGGAUGACUACCCCAGGGCCUCACACCCUUCCACAGCUGAGCGGCACCUGGACCUGCGCUGCUGGGUGGCGCUGGGCGCCCGUGUGCUGGCCCAGCUGGCGGAGCAGCUAGGGGAGGUGGAGGCAGCUGCUGAGCUUGGCCCACUGGCUGUUGAGCUGGAGGCCGAAGACAGCCUGAAUGAGCUGCACUGGGCCCCAGAGCUGGGUGUCUUUGCGGACUUUGGGAACCACACAAAAGCUGUACAGCUCAAGCCUAGACCCCCUCAGGGACUGGUUCGUGUAGUGGGUCGGCCCCAGCCUCACUUGCAGUACGUGGACGCCCUGGGCUAUGUCACUCUUUUCCCCUUGCUGCUGCGACUGCUGGACCCUAGGUCAUCCCACCUCGGGCCCCUGCUGGACGUUGUAGCUGACAGCCGCCACCUCUGGAGCCCCUUUGGCUUGCGCUCCUUGGCGGCCUCCAGCUCCUUUUAUGGGCAGCGGAAUUCAGAGCAUGACCCACCCUACUGGCGGGGGGCUGUGUGGCUCAACAUCAACUACCUGGCCUUGGGAGCACUCCACCACUAUGGGCAACUGGAGGGUCCGCAUCAGGCCAGGGCUGCCAAGCUUCACAGUGAGCUCCGUGCCAACGUGGUGGGCAAUGUGUGGCGGCAGUAUCAGGCUACAGGUUUCCUGUGGGAACAGUACAGUGACCGGGAUGGGCGGGGCAUGGGCUGCCGCCCUUUCCACGGCUGGACUAGCCUUGUCUUGUUGAUCAUGGCUGAAGACUACUGAAAGGGGUUAAGGGGUUUGGGGAGAGCCCAGACCCCUUGUGCCACUCUG